ACAACAUUGACGUGUCAGUGAAAUUAUGAGUCAUCUCAUAUCGUAUCAACAUCAUUUUAUAUUUAUUCAAAACUUGGGUCUGGAAGAUAAUGGCGCGGGGUGGGUGACAGGGACUCCUGUCUGUGUUCAAUAUUGUGUCACUACGGCUUGAAGUUCAAACGGCAACUUUCCCACGAUCGCUGAGCUAAAUUCCCAGCAUUCUCCGGCUGUGGAGGCGAUAUGGAAGUUGUGCAGUGGAUACCUGCGGCAUACACGCCUAGAGCCGUCUGAGGCACAGCGAGGCCAAGUUUGACCCGUGCGUCAGCCUGUUCCUGAGCGGGGAAGGAAGGUUUGUGGAAUGCGCAGACACUCACGGUUUGCAUCUAUACGGAAUGCUGACAUAUAUAACUGAGUAUGAACCAUUAAAAUGGCACAAGCAGAUUCUUUGGAACUUGAACUCCCAUUGUUUUCUCUCUCCCCCUUCUUUGCCAAAUGUCUAGUAGGAAUAUUAGCAUUUGUGUGCUUCGCUAACAGCUACAAUGGGCGUUUUGUGUUUGAUGACUCGGAAGCCAUCAUCAAUAAUAAGGACAUCAGAGGAGAGACUCCAGUCGCUGAUCUGUGGCUACAUGAUUUCUGGGGUACAAAACUUAAUAGCAAUACCAGUCACAAAUCCUACAGACCUCUCACAGUGUUCACAUUCAGAAUUAAUUACAAUAUAGCGGGAGGAUUGCACCCAGUGGGAUUUCAUGUCGUCAAUAUUGUUUUGCAUUGUUUAGUCUCUGUCCUGAUGCUUGAUGUUUUCUCAUUGCUAUUUGGGGGAAUGUCAUGCAAUCAUAAAGGCAAAAAGAUAACCUGCACCCCAAAAGCAUCACUUCUAGCUGCUUUGCUCUUUGCUGUGCACCCAGUACAUACUGAAUGUGUUGCAGGGAUUGUUGGUAGAGCAGAUUUACUGUGCGCAUUGUGUGUUGUACUUUCAUUUCUUGGAUACUGCAGAGCUCUUCCUGGAAAUAAUACAGGCCAUUCUUCUGUGUUUUGGGUGCUCUUUAGUAUUCUUCUGGCUGCAGUUGGCAUGUUGUGCAAAGAACAAGGUAUUACUGUUUUGGGCUUGAAUGCAGUAUUUGAUGUCUUUGUAAUCUACAAGUUAAACAUUCUGGAAUGUGUCCAGAAGGUACUGCGCAGGGACAAAACAUCAGAGAACAAUACAUUUGACAAAAAGGGACUAUUUACAAGGAUCAGCCUUUUGGCGUCUGGUGGUAUAUGCAUGCUUUACAUACGCUGGCAUAUAAUGGGGACUGGACCACCUGCUUUUACCGAAGUAGACAACCCAGCUUCAUUUGCAGAUAGCCUGCUUGUGAGAGUAAUAAACUAUAAUUACUACUAUUCCUUGAACGGAUGGCUGCUGCUGUGCCCCUGGUGGCUGUGCUUUGAUUGGUCAAUGGGCUGCAUACCUCUUAUUAACUCUCUUAGUGACUGGAGAGUAAUUGCACUAGUAGCUCUUUGGUUCUGUCUGCUUGGCUUAAUGUACCAAGCUGUAUGCUCAAAUAAUGCACAAAAGAGAAGGAUAUUGACAUUGGGAUUAGGUUUCCUCAUCAUUCCUUUUCUUCCUGCAAGUAAUCUUUUCUUCCGAGUUGGAUUUGCUGUGGCUGAAAGAGUUCUGUACCUACCGAGUGUUGGUUACUGUAUGUUAUUUACCUAUGGAUAUAGUAAAAUCUGUAGACUUGUUAAAAACAAGAAACUUGUAAGUGCUGCAAUACUUGGAAUUCUGGUUAUCAACGUGGUCCGCUGUAUAUGUCGUAGCAGUCAGUGGAAAUCAGAAGAGCUGCUUUUCCGGAGCGCAAUUUCUGUUUGUCCUCUAAACGCUAAGGUGCAUUACAAUGUGGGUAAAAAUUUGGCAGACAGAGGAUACCAAACGGCAGCCAUUGAAUUUUACAGAGAAUCUGUAAGGUUGAAUCCCAAAUAUGUGCAUGCAAUGAACAAUCUUGGAAACAUAUUGAAGGAGAAGGAUCAACUUGAGGAAGCACAGCAACUCCUCUCACGAGCUGUCGCUAUUCAGCCGGAUUUUGCUGCUGCAUGGAUGAAUUUAGGUAUUGUUCAAAACAGCCUUAAACACUUUGAAGAAGCUGAAAAAAGCUAUUUAACUGCAAUCAAGUACAGAAAGAAAUAUCCAGACUGCUACUACAACCUUGGUCGAUUGUACGCAGACCUCAAUCGCCAUGUGGAUGCACUGAAUGCUUGGAAAAAUGCCACAUUUUUGAAACCAGAACAUAGCUUGGCUUGGAACAAUAUGAUUAUAUUAAUGGAUAAUACAGGCAACUUGGCUAAAGCUGAAGCUAUUGGAAGAGAAGCCCUGAAAUUACUACCAAACGACCACUCUAUAACCUUUUCUUUAGCAAAUGUAUUGGGAAAAGCACAAAAAUACAAGGAAUCUGAAGUUUUGUUCCUUAAAGCUAUUGAAGCGAACCCUUCAUCUGCAAGUUAUCACAAUAAUUUAGCUGUCCUGUACCAUCGCUGGGGAAAUCUGGAUCUGGCCAAGAAACACUAUGAAAUCUCCAUGAAGCUUGACCCUUCUGCCCCAGGGACAAAGGAAAACUACAGUCUCUUGAAACGAAAGCUUGAACAACUGCAGAAGAAGGGCCGUGGGUGAGCGAGCCCACUCUCCAGGCCGAAGAUUCAGGCAACCGUUUUUUUAACUGGAAAGUGACAGCAUUGUAACUCAGUUUGGGCCUGAUGCUGUGCAUUUCACUUAGUAGUGAGACGUCUCGGUACUCGACUUGUGGUACAAAUGAAGAAUCUUCAGCUCUGCAUGUGCCACUGAUCAUAGAAUCUACACAACCUGGAAGCACUGAGGGGCAGAUUUUGAAAUUUAUCAUGUACUUUCUCUUUAAAACUUCGACUUCGACCAUUCGCCAUCUAAAACCUGCCGAAUUGCUGUUUUAGCCUAUGGGGGACCUCCUAGAACCUAUUUGGAGUCAAUUAGUGGACUUUAAACAAAACUUCAAAUCUGAUUCGAUUGAAUAUGAUGUUACUUCGAUUCGAACAAUUCGAAUUCGACCGAAUACGGCCUAUUCACCCGCAGAAAAAAACGUUGAAUUUUUAAAUACAUUUCAGUUGUUCUUUUUUUUAUUCAACUUUCGAAGUUAUGGGAGUUCAAAAAAAACUCCCAUUACUUCGAAAUGCGAACCUUGAUAAAUCUGCCCCUGAAUGUACAUGCUGAUAUUCUGGAACUUGAGCACCAGCGUGUCCAUUCUAUUCUCAAAUGAUCAUGCAUGGACUGUUCAUCAUUUUUCUAAAGGUACAAUAGUGGGUUAAAAGAGAAAACGUGUGGGAUUUUUAUUUAGUGAGUAUUCUUAGUUGCUGUGAUAUGAAUCAACUCUUGAGUCGCUAUAGCUUUUUUAAUGCUGCAUGAGCCUUCUCAGCGACCUGAGCUUUCCAAAGGCAUUUCUGCACAGUGUAUUUGGAAAUGUAGCUUUAAUAUUUGCUUUGGGUUGAAAAGUGCACUUUACAGUUCAUCGAAAUCCACUAUGUGAUUGCCAACAAGUGUCUGUUUACAGCUCAUAUGAAGUGAUUCAGUCUCCUUGUUGCUGUUGCAUUUACACCUUUCGUACACUUUUAGAGAUUUGUACAAUUGGCAUUUUAACCCAUUUGCAAUUUCCAAAAUGAUUUUGUUUACCUUUUCACAAAAAAUGUGUGCAUUUUUGAAUGUUUGUGUGUCUAGCCGUAUGUCCGCUAUUUAUUUUGUGGUUUCAGUCAGUUUAAAACGUUGUUCCCACUGCAAAUGUAUGCAUGUAGCCGUAAUCAUUUGAAUAAGUCUAAAUGUAAAUAAAUACAGUGGGAUUUUUACAAAUAAAACCAUGCCCUAGGUUCA
Molecule: messenger RNA, 3844 nt
Organism: Xenopus laevis (African clawed frog)
Lineage: Eukaryota; Metazoa; Chordata; Amphibia; Anura; Pipidae
Gene: tmtc4.L
Product: transmembrane and tetratricopeptide repeat containing 4 L homeolog
Exons: 18
Coding region: 407-2623 (738 amino acids)
Biological process (GO): protein O-linked glycosylation via mannose; endoplasmic reticulum unfolded protein response
Cellular component (GO): membrane; endoplasmic reticulum
Molecular function (GO): dolichyl-phosphate-mannose-protein mannosyltransferase activity; mannosyltransferase activity
Source: RefSeq, a predicted model, not a curated record